Molecule: messenger RNA, 1029 nt
Organism: Colletotrichum truncatum
Lineage: Eukaryota; Fungi; Ascomycota; Sordariomycetes; Glomerellales; Glomerellaceae
Product: pentalenene synthase
Source: RefSeq, a predicted model, not a curated record
AUGUCAUCUUCAAUUACAUCAGGACUUAUCUCGCUCCACCCCGCUCUAUCUCAGUUCUCCGAAAGUGAUGACUCACAAGCCCAGAAAAUCCAGUCAAAUGUACGCGAGAAAAUUCUCUGGGGGCUGCAUGGCCAGAAUGUGCGCAUUCCCGACCUAGGAAAGAUGAUGACAGGUUGGCCGAAAGAUCAGAGCUUGCAUUUGGAGGCGGUAAACUCCAAAAUCCUUCGGAUUAUUGAAACUCACGCCGUCAACGACACCGUCCGUAUGCGUCUUACCAAAGCAAUGUUAUCGAAGCAACUUACGGGCUGGUACCCGUAUGCCUCCUGCGACAGGAUCGAAGCCCUAACUUCCUUUCAAGCCUGGAUGUUCAUCAUAGACGACAUGCUCGACCAAUAUUCUCUUGUGCAUAAGUUUGACUUUUCGGCAUUGCAUGUCAUGUUGGCGUACUGCCGGGACUUCGUUGAGCGCAGUCUCGGUGUUCUCACGACUGCGGAGACCUCAUCUAUACAAUACCGUGAUCACGACGCGGUAGUAUCUUUCGAGGAGUAUGCUCAAGCUGUUUGUCGGUGCUAUGGUGAUAACUACAGUUACCGGAAGCGUAUUGCCAGAGAAGCCACAGCCACUCUCGACGGUUAUCGUCAAGAGGCCCUGAACCGCUAUGCAGGCCGGAUCCCUACCUUAGAUGAGUAUCUUGGUCUGCCUGAAGAGGUGAUGGCAUCCGACGAAAUGCGGGAGCUUUACCGUGCUGCUGUCGCCGUCGUCUGGAUUGUCAACGACAUUGUGAGCUUGCGGAAGGAGAUCAAGGAGGCUUUUCUCGAGAACCUUGUUGUCUUACUUUCUGAUGGUAACGCUCAAAAUGGGCUAAAUAGGGCGGUGAUCCGACUAGAACGCGAGGUCGCCUCUGUGAAUGAGGCAUCCGCAGCUGCUGUCCAUCGAUUUUCGGACACCCCACACAAACAUCAUGUUUCUCUGUUGGCUAGAAACUGCAAGAACAUGUGUAUGGCCAACUGGCUCUGGAGGUCCGUCUAA